This is a messenger RNA of Bemisia tabaci, 7909 nucleotides long. RefSeq names its product endothelin-converting enzyme 2. The record is from RefSeq and is a predicted model, not a curated record. Gene Ontology annotation, cellular component: plasma membrane. Gene Ontology annotation, biological process: protein processing. NCBI's taxonomy places the organism in Eukaryota, Metazoa, Arthropoda, Insecta, Hemiptera, Aleyrodidae. Gene Ontology annotation, molecular function: metalloendopeptidase activity.
GUAAUCAGCCAGCCAUCACUCGUGCCGGAAGCCCGUGGGUUGGAUUUGUAAGUCGCGAUUUUCGAGCCCGAGGAAAGGACGGUUUGCAGUUUUCCUUUUCCCAGCAUGAUUUCAGUCAUUAAGCGUUCCGUAAUAGUUGUGCAUUUUUAGUCUCGACUCCUCUGUUACUUCAUCUUUUCAGACCUUUCUGCUCUUCCGUGAUUUAUCUCAAGUGCGACAGUUGAUUCCUUUCGCGUAGGGACCGCGCGGUUCGCUUUUCAGUGUUUUCGCUUGGUUUUCGGAGAAUCGCGUUGUGUUAUUCCUGCAGUGAACGUCUCUUUGUUACUCUCAUGGAUACAGUUUAAGUGGUGCUUCUACCCCCUAACUUAGUGUCUUUUUUUCUUCUCGACUUACGGUUCCACAUCCCUCGAAUACCUCAAGAUUCAAUGGUCAAGGAAUGUCGAGACUUGUUGCUCACCUAACCUCUGCCAUGUGGUCUUGAAUCACAACUUGGAUGUACACACAAAACUGCAUUUGAUGAAAAUAGUAUUCUGGUGCCAAAGUUUUCCUAGACACAAUGGCAAGCACAGAAACUGAGUAUCCUACGCUAGAAGCGAAGAAGGUAUCUGAAAAUGGGGUCCGGAGUGGUAACGACGAUAGCACAGAGGGAGACAUUAGUGAGAAGCAGCCUUGCUUGGAUCCUAAAACGAACGAAGUCAAUAACGCUACGAAAUUAGAAGAUGAUACAGAUAAAUCGGUUAACUUUCAAGUCGAAAGUAAUUCCAAAAAGCACAAGUACAAGCCUAACAAAAGUGUAUUUAAAAGUAAAAAUUCACGCAAUCAAACUGGAAGGUUUCCAUUUAGUUUCAAUUUUUCUCUCGCUAAAGUCCAAAAUUAUGUUCAGACCAAAACAGGCAUGAACACGUGGUGGAGUGUUGUUUUUGUGUUACUUGCGUUAUUACUUCUAUUCUUCCUGAUCUUAAGUAUUGUCAUGACUGCUCUCUACUGGAGGUCACAGAUGGUAUUUCCAGUUUGCAAAACAACUGCUUGUCUUCGAGCCUCAGCACAGAUCUUACCGCAGAUGAAUUUCAACGUCUCCCCGUGUGACGAUGUGAAAAAUUUCGCAUGCGGAUCCUGGCUCAAUUCGAAACCUCUUCCUCCCUUCAAAAGUAUUUGGAAUUCCAAGCAGAUUCUUCAGUAUCAGACUCGAGAGAAGAUCAGGGAACGAAUCGUGACGCUGUCGAAUCUGGUCACUCGCACAGCCCCGUGGAAGAUCAAGCACUUGUAUGAAUCCUGUAUGAACUUGGAAAACGUGGAAACCGAUGCAGAAAUGCCACUCACCAAAAUUCUCUCAGAGUUAGGUGGUUGGAAAGUAAUGAGAGACGUGGAAAUCAAAACCUGGGACUUGGUGAAAACCAUGAGAAUUUUGCAUUCUGUUUACCGCAUAUCUCCUUUCUUUGAAAUUUCUUUGACGCCUGAUCCUGAAUUCCCUUCAAAACAUGUCAUACAGGUGCUUCCUGCAGGCCUUGGUCUCCCAUCGAAAGUUUACUAUGAACACCAUAAUUCUCCUGUUGCAUCAGCAUACAAGCAGUUUAUGAAAGACGUCACUUUGAAACUUAAUGCAAUCAGCACUGAUGCUAGAACUUUUUCCGAGGACAUGUUCGGAUUUGAAAAAAGGAUCGCAGAAAUUAUGCCCGACAGUAUUCAUCCUUUAAACAUAACUGUCUACAACAAAAGAAUUACAGUUGGAAAGCUGAAAGAAAUCGCUGCCAUGGUUCCUCUUCAAGAAAUUUUGAUUGCAAAAUACCCCAAUGCACAAAUUGACGACAAUACUCAACUUAUUGUGCCUCAUGUUGAAUACCUACAAGAGAUCUCAAAAAUUAUCUCAACAACUGAUCGAGGGUCACUUAACAAUUACCUCCUAUGGAAACUGACAUCAGAAUAUGUUGGCUACCUAUCUGAAUCUUUUCAAGAGUUGGUAUCCAUUUACAAGAAAACUGUCACAGGAGAGGAGAAAAUUCCGGAAAGAUGGGAAUUUUGUAUUGAAACAACUGAAAAAUUCAUGAGCUUUGGCCUAUCUGUCCUACUGGAAAAUAGCACCGAAGACAAAGACCUGAAAACCAAAGUUGUAACUGACACAUUUCACAAUAUCAAAAACACAAUUAAAAAUAGUGUUGAAGGAAGAAAGUGGCCGGGAAAAGAACUGCAAAGCCAUGUUUUGGAAAAGCUGUCAUCAUUGUCCUUACAAGUUGGUUACUCACCUUCUAUGACGGGUAGUGAGUAUUUAAACGAGUACUACAACAAACUAUUUAUUGUGAAGAACAAUUUCUUUACAAAUGUACUCAAAGGUAUGCUGUUUCUCCAAGAAGAAGAACAAGCUCGUCUCAUCUCCACAGCAGAAGAAUAUCGAUGGAUUGAUAUCAUGUCAGCAUCUGUACCAGCAAUAGGGUACUCAAUUCCAGCCAAUAAAGUCAUCGUCCCGCAUUCACUACUGGUGGAGCCUAACUUUGAUGCCAAUUAUAUGUUACCUAUCCUCUAUGGUGGUUUUGGAGUCGAAUUAAGCGCUGCUAUACUUUCGUCGGUGACACCGUGGGGAGUUCUUCAUAGUCGAGAUGGGACCCUACUCAACCCAGAAUAUCCAGCUGUGAAUCAGUCAUAUGCGUAUGUUACCAAAGCUCAGAUAUGCUUGUCCACUACCUUUGCUAGCAAAGUCAUUUUGAAUGCUGGCCGAUCUAUUCUAGAGACACCAUAUCAAUACUCAACGCUUUUAGCUAUUUCAGCGCUGGAUCAAGCUUUUAAGGCUUUAAAAUUCGAGCUGAGUAAAUCGACACGGAUGUAUCAACCAGCAAUGGAAUCAUACAAUAGUGAAGCCUUAUUUUUCAUCACAUAUGCUCAGUCCAUGUGCACAGUGAAAACUACAGAGCGGAAGAAUUUAGAUCACACUCUUGACACUUCAUUGGAAGACUCUCAGUUGCUAGAAGUGGCUCUUGGACAGGUGAAGGACUUUUCGAGCACGUUUGGAUGCGAUUCAGAAUCCAAGUAUUUUGCUCAAGACGUGUGUGAAGUAAUGCUGUAGGCAUCAUCAUGCCUAGAAAAAGGAUUUGGCUCUGAAUCUCAAGGUUCUGUAGCUCUUUAAGACUUUUAUCAUCUCCCCGCAGAAGGGUUUCCUAAACUCUCAGAGUUCAAUCGGGUGCUGAAAAUAAAUCUUCCCGAAAGUAGCACUUUCCGAAAUCAUUUCUAAGACUUUUUAAUUGAUGACAUGACAUAAUACUGUCAGUAAUUUCAGGGAAGAGAGUUUCCUUGCUAAAAGUAUUUUCUUAUGAAUGUCCUCACUUGCAUCAGGUGCCAACGCUUGAUAGCAUCUGGAAAAAAUUUGUUUUCUAAAGGACAUUAUCGCCAAUCACUUUGAUAUUUUAGAAAUGAAACUAAAUAGCUUACAAAUUAUUUCUCCCUUUCAAAUUUCCAUUUUACUCAGUUGUUGACUCAAAAAGACAAGGAAUUUACCUUUUUACUUAGAAUGAAAGGUCGUCAUAUGUACAAACUGGUGAAAAAAUUUUGUGAUAUUUUUCUUUUAAACUAGGAACAGUAUUUAUUAUUUGUAUUACUUAACAAUUAUCUACUUAAUAAAAUGAAAAUUCAUGUACUUAAUGCGUUUACGUAUCAUAAGCUUCAUGGGGCCAGUUUUUUUGUGUGUCCCAAGCAUACUGGUAGUUUAGGCGUAAGUACAAAUGUAUUAUUGGAGUCAUAUUCCUUUCUAUUCCGCUGUCUCUGCUAGAUACUAGAAUUAUGAAUGUUGCAUUGUAUCUCUCAGAGACCUCCUCAUUUUUCGUAAAAGCAAAUUGGUAAAUUUUUCUAUUUUUCUAAUAUAAUGUAAUUAUUUAUCCUUUUUUUUUUAUUAUUAUUUUAUUUUUUGUUACGUACGUACUAUGUCCCAAUUUUUUGUUUGCUGGUCUCGGAAAUUAAAGUAUUUCAUUUGAUUAUGAUGAGAUUUGCAUUCCUUCAAUUAGGAGCUACCAUCUUGACAUGUGAUUUCAUGUAAUUGAUUACAUCUGUAGAACAUAAAUGGUUUUUUCUCUUAAACUUCAUCAGGGGUGAGAUUUGAUUAAAGCUCAACAAUAUCACUUGUUUCGGAAAGGGCAGACAUCUCAUCUAACUUGUAAAAAUUAAUUGCAAAUAAUUGGGGGUAUAUUAUUCCCUGAUAAGUGGCCUUGUUAAAGAAUUCCUCCUAGUCUAGACUGAAUUAUAUGACGCUUAUAAAACUUUAUAUUAUUGGUUUUCUGUAGUUAUUGCAUUUCAUUCAUUUGUUUUUUGAUUGCAAGGCUGUUUUUGCAUAAAGAAAUUCGUUUUUGCCUUAAUUUUUCAACCAGUGAGUAAUUUUUGCUUAGUUGUUUCCUAUUUGUAUCGGCAUGCCCUUGUCUAUUUUAAUAUUUGUCAUAUUUUUUAAUCUGUGGAUAUUUUUUAAAUUUUUUAUCGGUAACUUUAAAUUAGUGAUAAUUUCAUUAGAUUGGUUUCUCAAAAGACAGUAUUUGUAAAGUAUGUGUAGGUAAAAAAUGAGGAAAAAGUAAGCGAAAGUUGGUUCAUCACCCAAGUCUUGACUCUUGUAAGUGAGGUGCUAUUUUUUUUUAACCAAUCACUAUUUAGCGGCCUCUCAUUUAUUCCAAUUAUCACCCAACGCAAUAAUUAAGUGGAAAUAAUAUUUUUUCUGCUAGCUUUUCUCAGAUUUUUUCCUCCUUUUUUUUCAAAGGUAGUAGGUUUUUUAUUCCUUCAUUCAUUUCACUGAAAGAAAUUUUUUUUAAUUACGAUGAUGUAAAAUGUGAAGGAUUUUGUGGAUGAUAAAAAUGGAAACAUUUGCAGUUAAAAAUGUAUUCGGACGCUUACAGCAAAAAUGAACUUAUCUAAACCUAUUAGGUUGAAUGUCGGUUGGAAAACGUCUGCUUUAGCUUUCAAAAGUCUAAUCCGUAAACAUGACCUGAUUAUAAAUUUGCUUUUUCAUUUGUGCUAGUUUACAAAUGUUCCAAAAAUACAUGUUCCUGCAUUGGAUUUAUAGCUGUAUUUUGCGAAAAUGAAAGGAGAAAAAUAGCUCGCUCUGUCGUUCGAGAGGCCUCAAACAUUUAAUAUUUUAUCUACAUUGUAGCUGCUUCAGAACUACCUUCUUUUUUGAAAAAAUUAUGUUGCCUUAGGCCAAGUGUGACUGACACCCCGAGGAAUAAAAUACCUAAGACUUUAUUUCAACUCAUAGUGAGUUUUUAUUUUUUUUUUUUCUUCCGAACUCAAAAAUCAUUGCUAAAUUUUCUCGUCCCCUUUGGAUAAGAACUUGUUGGUAAACAUUUUUGAAGGUAAUAAUGUAUUCAAGUCAAGUUUUUUGGCUUAUUUAGAUUGUUAAUGCUCGCUAUGACAUUUAUUUUAGACAGUAUUCUUUUGUGAAAAUCAUUUCCUCUAAACAAUGUAUAUAAGUGGCAAUAACAGUUUUGCCUGUAUAAUAUGUCUUAAAUUUUACCUGUAGGAUGAAUCAAUAUUAGAAGUGAACUGUGCCCAUUUUAUAAUGCAUACACUAAAGGCACUUGUAUCAGACUGAGUAAUACUUGUAAUUGUAAGCUACUUGAUACAGAUUUGAGAUGAGUAAGUUAAUUUAGGUACUCAAUUUGAUACAAAUUCAAAUAAAAUUGAAAAGAUAGAUCAGCUCCCCUAAAUUAGCAGAUCCAAAGAGUGGAAGGCCCUGGCUUUCUACAAGAAAAAUUUUCAAGUUUCAGAAAGAACAAAUCAAGAUUAUUGUUUUUUGUUUGUGAGCUUUAGUUCUAAUAGAAUGACCUGCAUUAAUUGUACGGCUGAUAUUUCUAUGUCAGACUCAGAGAUACUUAUCAAGUUUCAAUGCCUAAUCAGCUGUAAGAUGAUGCCUGCUUCCAGAUCUCUUUAGUUUCUUUGCCAUGGGAGUAUAUGCGCUGGAGAGCAACUAACAAUGACAAUCAAGUUUUUUUUAAUUAUUGGUAUUCUUCAGCGGUCAUCAGAUGAAAACUGAUUGUUUACAAGGAGCUAAUAUCAGCUAUCUUUCCCUGAAAAAUCUCUUUUGAAAACCCUAAAUUUAAACUAUUACCAUCCAAACAUUAACUUUGCCCUCUACUUCCAAUUAAAAAUGAUUUUUGGGCUUUGCAAAGUAUUGGUUAAUUUCUUUUAAGGUUUCAAAAAUGAUCUUUUUUAUAGCUGAGAUGUGCUCCUCACUGAAGUAAUGUCUUUCGCUAAUCAUACAAAAUAAAGUAUAUUCUUUUUUUUUCUUUUUUUUAAAUAUUUUGAUGUUUGUUCACUUCUCGUAUGGAUUUAUCUUUCAAUGAAUCGUUUGUACUUAAGUUUCAUGAAAAGAUCAAGACUGUUUGUAAAUAAACUUCUCUUUUUUAUUGGUACCUAAUUUUAUAACAUUCAUUUAAAAAUACCAUUUUUCAUGUUUUUAAUUUUUGUAUACAUACUUACAACAAUUUUAUCCUCCCAUUGUAUUAAUGUACUAAGCCUUCAUUAUUGCCUCCAUACUUUCAUGGAAUAAUCCAGAUGAUAACCCAUUAAUCAUUAGAUAUUGGAUAUCAGAUAUGCAAUUAUCAUUUUAUCUACAUAUUUGUAAAUGAUAUCACAAGUGAAAUAAGGCCUAGGUCCUUACAGGUAAGAACCCAAUUGACGUUUUGUGAGCAAGUAUUAUUGGAUCUCAUCCACAAGCUUGUGUGCUCAAAUAAUUAAAUCUGCUACUGUGAGUUAAAAAAUUUGAUUUUCUCCCUUAAAAAAACACCAAGUAGUGGCCCAUCUUGGGUUCCUCUGGUAUUAAUAGGUUUAUCAUGGUAGGAGGAAAACAAGUAUGGAUAUAGAACCAAAUUGCCUCUGAUUGGCCUGUCUGACUUGGAAGCUUGUCUACAGGAGCUUUCAGCUUUGUCAAUUUGUUGGAAUAGGACUAUCCAACGCAUAGUUUGUGUGUAGAGCUCUGCCAAAUAGAGGUAGAUCAAAUUGCUAUAUCACAACUGAAGGAUUUCUUUUCCCAUGAUGGUUUGCUGCAGCUGUCUAUACCUUUUCUUUUACCAUGGAGUCCAUAAUAUGAGGAGAUUAAAAGUCAAUCAGCACAAUAAUAAGAAAUUCAAGUUUCAGAAGGUAACUCAAAUAUUUAUUGGCGUAAAACUGAUAAAAAAGAGUGUUGAGUGCAAGCAGUAGCUUGGCUCCUUUUUUGCCACCUCAAUCUUUAUAUUUUCCUAAAAAUAUUGUCAAAGAUGUGCUCAACGGUUUUUACUUUUAAGACUUCAAUCCAUUAAAUUUUGAAUAUUUUUAAGGCAAUAAUAUGAUUCUUUAAUUGUGUACAAGAAUGUAAGAUAACCUAAUUCAUCUCGCCCAGUUACUUACUUCAGAAGUAAGGAAUCAACGUUUCAUUUGUAUUGUAUUUUUACUUAUCAAACCAGUGCGUUUAACUUACUCACUGAGGAAAUAAGUGUCUUAUCUCUUCAAGUUUUUGCUUGUCUUUUUGUAUUUAACUUAGCAGACAAUAUGAAAAGAUUGUCUCACCCGUCCGGUGUUGCUUUUGCUCUUUUAGUCUGUGAAGUUAAAUUUUUUUCUAAAAGUUCACACAUGUUUGUAAGUAAAGAUAUUACAUAUCCUGAACGAUUCUCAGCCUUGUUGGUUACUGACUCGUAUCAAAGCCUAUUGUGAGUCGUUUACUGUUUAUUUUCGAUAUUUAGCUAUCUAUUUCCUCUGAGCUUUUUUUUCUUUAUUUUUAAGGAAACUGUUCUUUGUUCAAUAUUUCAUCCGUCCUGUUUUAGUGCAACAUGAACUAUUCCUUUUGUUCAUUGAUACUGGUGCAUAAUCUAAAAUACACUCUGAGGUGUAGAAAACAUUCAUUUUAAGUACUUUUAAAUAAUGUAGAUUGUGUAAAAAAGUUAAGAAAUAAACUUGUAAUUUUUUCCUUUUA